Macrobrachium nipponense is the source of this 11550-nucleotide messenger RNA. RefSeq names its product SH3 domain-binding protein 5-like. NCBI's taxonomy places the organism in Eukaryota, Metazoa, Arthropoda, Malacostraca, Decapoda, Palaemonidae. The record is from RefSeq and is a predicted model, not a curated record. Gene Ontology annotation, molecular function: protein kinase inhibitor activity. The transcript has 7 exons. Gene Ontology annotation, cellular component: cytoplasm. The coding region runs from base 359 to 1891 and encodes 510 amino acids. Gene Ontology annotation, biological process: intracellular signal transduction; negative regulation of protein tyrosine kinase activity.
UUUGCGGUGUUGUUCAGCCAGCUGAGACGAUCGUUUGAUGUCGUGCGGAUGUAUAGAUGAUUUGAACCUUUAUCUUAAGCCUUAGAAUAGAUGUUUGAAUGACUAGAUCGGUCGACUUUUGUCAGCUUCGAGUCUGUCACUAGACCCUUCAAUGUUUGAGUCAGUCGUCUAUAGCCAUUGAUAAGAAGUCCUUCUAACGAAGUCCAGAAACAUAGUAGAGUACCUCCUCCGCUAUGGUCGUUGCUGCAGCUGGUGUCCCUUCGUGUGGCCGCGAGUGAAGAGCCUCACCCCAGCACUAUGAAUUAUUGAAGUUUUCGGGAAGGGAGGGAGGAGGGGGCCACACACAACCCGGAUCAUAAUGGCCUCUCCGGAAGACGAACAACUCGAUCCAAGGGUCCAGGUUGAACUUGAGAAACUAAAUACAGCCACAGAUGACAUUAAUAAGUUGGAGUCAAAAUUGGAGGAGGCUAACCAUGUCUUCAGAACAACUCUUACGGAAUCUACAGCACGGCUCAAGGCUUUGGCCAAGAAGUUGGGGAGUUGUAUCGAGAAAGCUCGGCCCUUUUAUGAAGCUCAAGAAUUGGCCAGAAAGUCUCAGCUAGACUGCCAGAGGGCUGCUGUUCAGUACCAAAGAGCAAAUGCAUUACACCAAGCAGCGAAGGAAACAAUAGCUCUGGCUGAAGAGAGAUUUGUCAAUAGUCGUCAUGAACAUUGGCAGUUUGAUUCAGCAUGGCAGGAAAUGCUCAACCAUGCUACAAUGAAGGUCAUGGAAGCAGAGGCUCAAAAGGCUGCCAGCGAGCGAGAGCACAUGAGACGAGCAUCAGCUUUUACUCUGGCUGAGCAGAAGGUCCAACAGCUUCAGAGAGGUCUCAGGUCAUCCAUUAACAAGUCUCUUGUUUAUUUUGAGGAAAAGGCUAACAUUACAUCUCAGUUGGAAGGGCAGAAAGAACGUGUACAACAGUUACAGCGAGCCAUUGCAGCUUCCAAGUCAGCAUAUGCUCAGUCUCUAAGAAGUUUAGAAUUGAUUUCUGAAGAGAUUCACGAGCAGCGUAAGUGCCGUUUACCGCGUGAGCCAGGUGUUGGGGCGGAAUUGACUCCACCAGAAAUUUCAGAUGAUCAAGAUCGUUCUCCCACAAGCGCCAAAGCCUUCACACCCCUCGAAGAAAUGACAGCAAAGGAAGAAAAGUAUUGGGAAACUUUAAGGGAGAAACUUGAAAAACUGCAGGUAAAAAAUGACAGCUGUUCCACAGAGGAAGAAGUUUUGUCUGACACCGGUUCCCCUGAUGGUCGAGAACGAACUGUGACAGGAAGCAGCUGUGCCUCCAUUUCUGCAGUGGAAAUUACGGUGGAAGAGGAGAGAGUUGUAAGUGGUGCGAGUAGUCAAGGUUCGGAAAGUGACGGUGCCCAAAGUCCUACGGAAGGGAAGAAUAUUAUUCUGGCUGUGAAUACCAAUUUGAAUAUUCCUAAACUUGAUAAUGAACCAUGUAGUACAACUGUUGUAGAGGACAAUGAAACCGACAUUGAAGAUAUAGAAAUAAGUUUGGAGGAAGGUAAUGAUGAGGGCUUUUCUGUCUGGGAGGUCACUUCCAAGACAGAAGAUGAUUGCAAAAGUAAUACAGUGGAUAAUAUUCCAACAUCGACUUUGAGAACUAAUGUGAUUCCUAUGGUAAUGAACACUUUAGACAAUACAGGAACUGAUGUGAAUCGGAAUAAGGAUGCUUUGGAGAGCAGGAGCUCUUGCAAGAGUAAUGAAUGUCAGGCUGACAACAGUGGCGACUCCUCAGACUCAGACGAUGACUGUAACCAAGUGAAGGAAAGGGGUGAUGGAUCAUCAUCCCCUCCUCCUGCCAUGUGCCAACCCAGCAGAAUUUUAAGUGUAAUUCCAGAGUAACUUUUUUUAAAGAAAAGGUGUAUCUAGGCUUUCAGCACCCUCUUCAUUCUGUGAUCCUUAAGAUGAAUGAUUGUGGUCAACUCCUUUUUAAGAUAGAUGUCAGAGAAGGAAGUUUUAAUGCCUUUGAAAUGUCUGAAACUAACUUGUAGCAAGUAAGCAUAAAAGUGCUGUAGUCUAUAUUAGGUCAUGAAAUUCAUAACUUGUGUUAAACAUUUUCAUUCAGAUUUUAUGUUCAGUGAAGUGAGUUGUAACAGAACAAAGCUUUGACCUAUUAAACAUCCUACUGUGCUCUUCUAAGUUGUACAUGCCCAUUGGUCUUGUGGAACUGUUUUGAGUCUGCUUUAUUUCUAUCAUUUAAAAAUAUUAGAGUAAGAAAAGACUACAGUAAUUUUUUUUUUUUGAAAGUUGCAAAGAAAAGCAGGUAAAUAGGUUUUAGACUGGAAAAGUAAACAGUACAAGCAGCAAAUCAAAUUUGAGAUGUGAAGCCAUGCAGCUAAAUAAUGUUUGUUGAAGAUUGAAUAUAUACUACUACUUGUUGUGUAAUUUAAACUUAGGUAUAGGUGUAGCUGUUGACAAAUAACUCUAUUUUUAUAAAUUAAUGUUGUCAGUUGUUUAUAAUGAAUGAUUCACCAUAGUAACAAUGAAAUUUAAUGGCAUUUUGUGAUAAAUGGGCUCUGUGAUGGAGGAACAUAUAAGCCUUAAACAUUGACAUUAUUCCUUAGCAAAUUCUUGUUCAUCAACACUUAUUCAUGUUUCUGCUAAAAGAUGUGAUUCAUUGAUACCUUUCACCUCUUGGUAACAGAACAGGUGAGGAGCUGUAUCAUGACAACUUUUUAUUGAGAGCGAUUGUUACAUUUCCAAAGCUCAUUGGGUGAGAGAGUUGGUUUCAACCAGCAGAUUGAUGUUUCUUACUACAAGUGUUCACAUACAGCUGGUUUAUGAAUCUUAAAAAAUGAGUUCAAGAUUUUUUCACAGAAACCAUUGUAUGUAAAAGAUAUUUGUAACUAAAUACUUGACGUCUUCUUGGUUUAGUGUCGUUGUUUUCUCUUGGUGUGGUGCACUCGAAAGGAUUUUGUUAUAUCAGCCAUAUAGACCAGAUGUUUUUGAUACUUGUCAGUCCAAGUAUGAUGGUAAUCCUUUGGAGAUACUGCACUAUUUUUCAGGUAUUUUAGCUGCCUAAUAAUUGUUACAUAAAUUAAUUUUGUGAUUUCCUAGAUACUGCAAUCCUGUUAUUCAUGGUUCUCAUUGAUAUUCGGUGGAAGUCUUGUGGAAGGGAAGAUUAAGAAUAUUGCACAGUGGCCUAAGAAUAAUAAAUCUCUAUCUUUCAGAUGUGUUGAAGAUUAAAAUGUACGUACUAUUGUAAUCAAGAUGAUUUUGAUUCGGUUCUCAAGUUUUGUAGGUUCUAAUUCAAACAUCGAUUUUACCUAUUUGAUAGCUGUUAGGUCUAAUUCAUAACCUUUACAAUUCAUUCCUUGCUGAGUUACAGUGAGGAGUGACAAAUAAUUGAAUGCCUUGACUUUCCUUAUUGGUUAAUUAUAAAGAUUAAUGUCAGUUAUUUAACGAGGAAUAAUAUCCUUGAAAACAAAUUUUUGGUAAAAACUUGUCUAUAUUGUUGCCAAUAUUUGAUUAAAUUUGGAUUUCCUGAUACAGGUUACUUAUUGAGCUACACAGCCUUUGGUCUUGAUUCUUUGUCUUGUUAGUGGAAGAUGCUUCUUUAGGCUACACAUGUGCUAAGGUUCAAAUAUUUUUUGAAGAUCUUGUGCAACGUUGAUAUUCUGCAGUUCUGUGUUCAUUUCAUCAGUUUUUUAUCACCAUUGCAGAUUUAUCUCUGCUCCCUGAAUGAUCAUCCUUACUUGUAAUAGGGUUUAGUUUUUCUUUUGGCAAAGUUAUGCAUGGAAUAUUAGUAAGAGAACAAGACUUAAUUUGUUGUCUUUGUUGCUCUUUAUAUAUCAUAGAAUUAUUUUGAAAAAUGAACCUUCAGUUGUAUCUGUCAUUUUCAUUUCUAUCAGUAUAUAGUUCUUGUUGCGUGGAAACAAAGGAAGGAUGUGCCCAGUGGUAAUGGCAGUUUGAUUUUGUUGAUACAGUUUUCUUUGUCAAACUAUGGUUUUAGUUUUAGUACUAGUAUAUGAAGACUCAUCAAAGCUUUUGACAAAAAGUGACAAGAGCUUAAGUUUUAUGGUCAACAUUUUGCAACAACUUGAAGGAUUCAUGAACUAGUGCUUUUUUCGUAAGUACAUAGGUUUUUUUGUAAAAAGCUUCAUCCUCUGUUGACCUCUGCUGGAUGUUGCAUCAGAAGUAGUGAUAGAAUAGGGAUCAUGGUCACUGAUGUAAUGAAGAAACACUUGGAAAUUAUUAUAUCCCUAGUAAAUAGGUACAUUGUUGAGCAAGUUUCACUUGUGGAAACGUUGCAUUCUUUCACUGGUGCUUCUUAGUCUGUAGAAGUGCUGUAUGGAUGGAUGGGGCUAGUGGGAUGAUUGAUGUUUUAAAAGUGGAUUAAGGCAAUAAAAAAGUGGCUUUGUGAAGUUGCAAAGAGAGCAGUUACUACAUGCAACCUGUGUAUGUGUUCUUACUUAAUUUAAAUAUAUUAUUAUUUUUUUAAAGUAGGAAUAGAAAUGUCUAAUUUUUACGAGUUCAGACUUAGUUCUUUAAAGGAUAACUUUUUAAUAUCAUAGUUAUUGUAAUUGCAUAAUUCGAGAAGCUUAGCAAGUUUAAUCCAGUGAUUAGCUGCAAAAGGUUAUGAAAUUCACUCUUAUCGUAUUUUAAGAUGCAUUAGUUUGUUCCUUUGUUUGAGAUUAGUAGCUAGAGCUUUACCCAAUUAAUAGAUUUUUAAGGUAUUUUUUAGUUAUUUUUUAUCAUAUACUGUAGUGUUGCUGCUAUACUUAGUAGAUUACUGAUGUUUUAUAUCUGACCAAUAUUGUAAGCAAACCAAUGAAUGAUGGAAACAGACUGCUUGAACAGUAAGAUUAUUUACAUAAGAUAUUUAUCCUGUGUGUAGAACACAUUUUGGUCGACGUGUGCUACAAUGCUGUAAACAUGAAAAGCAGGUGCUGUUGUAUGCCAUAUAUGUACUACAUAUUAUAUGGUCUAAUUUAACAUCUGUUGAAUUUGGGAUGGCCAGCGUUACACUGUAGGUUGAGUAGAUAACAAACACAAUGAGCUAGUGCCUUGCAUCAUUCAUUGUUACUGUUAUAAGAAAGUUUAUCUAGGCCACAAUACAGGAAAGAGCAAAGUAGUAUUGCAGUGAACUGCAACAUCUUGAGUAACUGGCUUGAAUGAUAAAUGAAUUCACACAGAGCUUUAGCUAACUGUAAUAAGGUAAGAAUUGUUCCAGUAUUACCACAAGUCCUGACAUUUGCUAGAAUUUGUAGACAUUUCAGGAGUAACAUGCACAUGAUUUUUCAGAUCAUACUUCUGCUGUGGUGUUUCCAUUUAUUAACAAGCAUUUCUGAAAUACUGCUAUGUUGAGGUAUGGAUUGCCAGAAAUAUAUUUUAUACUAUGAGUGCUGAUGAAGUUUUUUCACUCUGCGAUAAGCCUUCAGAUACUGAAGUCAUUGAAAUAAUCCUGUUGGAGUAAAUUCUUGUACUACAUCAUUUUUCCUCCAACCCCCCCCCCCCCCCCCCCAGGUUUCUCAUUUAAAAAUAACUGAUUGAUCUGUCCCAUUCUUUUGUAUGGAGUACUAGUACUUCUCUGUCAUAUGAAGGCCUUUGAAUGGUUCCAUAACUAGUAACAUUUACUAUACUUUCAUCCAAUGUGGUGUUUAACAAUGUUUGUAACAUAGUGGUAGUUUUAGUCUCAUCAUUAAUGGGGACAGAUAAACUUAAGCUAAUUAGAAAGUUCACAUUGCUGUGCUGAAUACUACUUCUUGGAAAAAAUUUAGGACAAGUCUGUUUUCUGACAACGUUUUAGUGAAUAUUCAGUGUAUUGCCCUUGAUCAUCUGGACCAGGUACGUACUUCAUUAAUUAAUUGAACAUGUGUAUUAGUACAGGUUGUCCUGUAAGAAGCAGUUACAGUGUGCUUCUUGAAUCCAGUAUUUGAAGAAAUGGAAAAGUUCAAGAGUAGCCUCACAGAUUAUCAAGACUUCAAUUUACUAGACUUUAUUACUGUAUUAGCUAUGUUAUUAUGAUUGUCUUUUGUUAGGCCAUUUUGUUUUUGAGGAAAUGAUGUAGCAGGUAGACCUAAAUUGAGUUGCUGUAAAAUACUGUUUAAAUUGGGCUAGACAUAUGAAAUUACUGUUGGCUGUGGGAUACAUACUUUAAAUGUUUAUGUGAGCUAUACUAAAAUGUCUUUUAUUACGUAUCAGGUUUUGACAUUUUUUAGAAGGUUAGACCCAAAGCUUGUGAUAAGCCUUGGGAGGUACUGUAUUUAGCUCUGCAAGUAGCACCUAUGUAACUGGCUGUAAGUCACCAUCAUUUUUGUGUUUUGGGGAUAUAUUGAUAUAUAUCAAGGACAGCAUAAUUUUAUCUGUAAAUCUAAAGAUAUCCUUUGUCAUUAUAUUAAUUAUUGUUGUUAUGAAGAAUUGGAACAAGACUGACCACUUGAAUUACAUUUUUAGUGCAGUCUUACCGAACAAUUAUUAUAGUUGUAGGUUCUUUACAGCUGUAAUAAUUGUUCAGUAAGUAUGCAAUAAGAUUACAUUUUAUUAUAAAAAUUACAUUUCUGUGACUCACUGGGCUUGUCCAGGUGAUUUGUUCUCACAUCAGGCAUUAAAAGUAGGACUAAGUCAUGAUUAAGGUGUACAGGUACGUAUAGCCCAGAGUGUACCAAUGAAUAUUUGGAGGAUGCUGCAAAGGAUCAUUGUUACCAUCCAAUGUGAAAUCCCACCAUUAGGGAAUUUUCAAAUUGAUAUUUGUCAGUUCUUGGAAAACAGAACUCUUUCAGGGUUUCAGCUAAGAUAUACAUGUUUUCUUUUUAAGGGUAUAUGAAGAGGGCUUCAGAUAUUGCUUUAUCAUCCCUGCUUAUGUUUGCCUUUUUUAAUUUUUUCUGUUGAAAAUACUACAUUAGUUCCCUAAGUUGUAAGAUUCUAAUUUUAUGAAGCUUUAGCAAGAAAAUCUUUUACAUCUUGAAACCAGCAACUCAGGUGAUUGCAUUUGGAUUAUAAAGGCUCAUGAGAAAUUUCAUUAUGUGGUAGCUAUGAGAGAAUGCUUUCAUCCUUUAGUCAGUUUUUAGUAAGAUGUCUAAUGUAACCAAGACAAUGAUAACAGUGCCUUGUAGGACUUUAGCUUGAUAUCACAUAGAAUUUAUACAAUUUAAUUUAUUUUUUUUUUUUUUUUCAAGUAUAGAUUGUGUUCUGAAAACACUUUUUUGUACAAAAUUUAGAGAUGAUUCCUUAAUGAUGAAAAUAAUGUCAAUUUUUUAUUACCACCACUAUGUUGGUUUUUUUUCUAUCGUUUCUGUUUUUCAUGAAACUGCUUCAAAGGUGGUGUUUUCAAAAUGAUGAGGUACGUAUUGGCAUUUAUGUAUAUUUGUUUUACCAUUUAUAUUCUUGGAUUAUGUAUGCAGAUAACAACUGUAUAACUGUUCAUUUGAAUAUUGAAGAACAUCAAUGUUAUUUAGGUAUUUGGAAAAUAAGUAUUUUUACUAAGUGUGAAUAUAGCUCUCUGUCAAGAGGCUUCGUAGCAACUGAGAUGCAAGUGUUUUAUGUAAUGCGUUUGAAACUACUUAGAACAAAAAUAUUUCAACUGGUUACCAUGCACUACUUCAAAUAUAGUGCAUGCAUUAAUUGUCAUAAGACCUGACAUUGUGUACAUUACAUGGCAGUGAACGGCAAGCUUUACUGUUUUGCCAAAAUUUCCACAAACUUGUGGUCCAACUAUUAGAUAUACAUAACAGCAUUGCACUAACACUCUAGCUUAUAUGUAGGUUCCAAAGCCUCUGCUCAUUUGUCAAAGUAGGAGUUCUCGUUUGCUGAUACGUAUAGUGUGGACCAACAAUGUUUCUAAGAUUUAGGAUUUACCUCUUAAAAAGGCUUUCCUUGACUGAAUUUUUUUUUUAUAGAUGAAAGGAGCUUCUAAGAGGGCUUUCGCUGGUGUGUGAUUGGUUUUGAUAUGAUGUCUAGUGUCCUUAUGAAGUAUUUUCAUGAAAAUAAUGCAAGAUUUACAAUGUUUCGUUCCUUUUCCUAUGACAUCUAAUGUAAUUAGCUCCUUUUUUUUUUUUACCUUGUACAUGUAUGUACUGUUGUGAUUUUGGCCACUUUAAAACCUCAAAACCAAACAUACUAGCUUGAAAGAAAUAUGUACCUAAAGACUGCUCAGUUUUUUGUCAACCUUGAACAUCAAGGAUAGUUAGAAGCUUCCCAGAAGCUCAUAAUUGAUACUGUAUUUUGCAUCUGUUGUUGAGGAAUCUAAAAGAAAUGUCAAGGGUAUGGACAGAAGCAUUAGACAUUAAUUUAUUGCAAAAGCCUCUGUUUGCCCAGCUUUGGUGAAUUGAAGAAAGUCUCACUGUAAUUUUUUUUUUAAGUAAUAGCAAUAUUUUUUAAAAAUUUUAAAUGUGUUUGAAAUUUCACUAGAUAUAAGAAGUGAGUGACUGUGUGUUUGUUUUAAUUUCUUUUUUCAUUCCACUCUUUGCUUUCAGGAAAGCAUAUUGUUUUAUUAUGUACAUGGUGAGGGAAAACCAUAUAUAAAUGGUUUCAUUUUACUUUUUUGGAGGGAGGUUUUUAUUUCUCUUUCAAACUAGUUGUAAACACUGAGGAGUGUUUUGUAAGAUAGGUUGUUAAUUCAAGGUUGUACACAAGAAAUUUUCAGUAGUCGUUUUUUUAUUUUUUUUAUUUACACAAAAUGGAAAUAAUUUUUGCUUCAUUCUUCUUGAUAAGGGGAUUUUAAUUCCUUUGGUGUGGAAAACCACUCAAGGUUUUAUGACAUACAAAAAUUUAAGCUCUUGGUCAAAAGUACUUGAGGUUAAGAUUUUUUCAAAAGUCUGUAUGCUUGCUGCUUUAGGAAUAAGAUUGUUCUUCAUCCAAUCCCCUCAUUCCUUCAAGCUGAUUUCAUUUUCAAAUUUGGCCAGUCUUAAUGUAAUGUAAGAGGAUUUCACACAUGGUGGAACCUUUGUAACCAUCUGUAAAUUUGUUUUCCCAUAAGACAAUAAUGACACCUGUGUAAGACUUCCACCUAUAAAUCAACACAUCAUAAAGGAUGUGUGAACUUGUAUAACGUUUGAAACUAGUACUUCAUGUUUCAUAAGUACAAACAUCUCAUUUAUUUUUAAUAAGUUGUGCUCCUCCCAACCUUAUCUGUAGAAGAAACUAAUUUAUCUUGAGCUCACAAAGGCUCCAGAUAACCAGCAGUGAGAUUUGGUGGCCUCUCUUUCCCUUAGUGGCAGAUACCAAACUGGAAGAUGACUUGUCUCUUAAUUCAAGAGUGAUUCCACAUCUUGGUUAAUUUGUUGCAAAGUGAGAGCAAUAUAUAUAAACAAAAUAAGAUGUUUGUAUCAUGAAGUAAAAUUUCGUUGAAAGCUUAUAUAUUAAUUUGAUGUGUAAUAUACUUGAUGUAUUAAAUGGGGGUUAGGCUUUGCAGUGAACCAAAUUUUGGCAUUUUUUUUUUUUUUUUUGUCAUAUCAUGACAUUUAUCAUUGGUACUUAUCAAAUUAUUGCUGAUAAUUGUAAUUUAGAUGUACAUACUGAAACAUUCAGUGGCAAGUAGAAAUGAGGUUUAAAGUCUAAAUCUUAAAAAUUUGUUGGUUUUGAUUUAUGUUUGCCCAUAAUUAAUAGCUUGACCAUUUACUAUUACUCUGCUUUAUUUACUGACAAGAGUUUUAUAAUUGUUGCAGUAUGUAAUGCCAUAUGAUCAGCUGCAGGGUAGAGGUUUUUCUGAUUUUUUUAUCCUGACCAAUAUUAUUGGGUUGUUCUCAACCCUUUUUUUUUAUGGGUGAAUUCCACUUGUAGAUUAAGAAUAUUAUUUUUAUGAUAAUGAGUUUAACCAGUUUCACUUCUGAUCCAGGUAGUAUUGAUAAUGUUGACUUCGGUUACCAAGUGAUUAUGUCAGGACAGUCAGGAUAGUAUUUCAUUCUUGGUUUCACUGCUGUUUUAACUAACCUUGUUACAAUUUAGGUACUUUUGUAAGUUGUAACUUACUUGAUGGGAUUUCUGAGUUGCAUGGCAUUUUUGGGGCUUUUAAAAGCUACUUACCAAAACUAAAAAAAUGCUAUUGACCAAAAAAUUAAAGUCUAAUUGAAGAGAUUAAAUAGUUUAUUGUUAUGGUAACUAUUUACUAGGUAAAUUGAACUAACCAUUGUUACUUAAGAAGUUACAGUUAGAACUUACACAACUGUUGCGCUUUUUAUUUGGGGCAUAUUCUCUCGAAGUAUUCAGUAUGAAGAAAGUUCAUUCAUUCUAAUAAAGGAGCUUUCUUGAUAUCUCUAGUUUUGAUGUUUUGUUGACAGGACUUUGUUAAGCUGUUCUUGUAAAUGUAAUGUGGAUUAAAUCCAAGCUGUAUUCUCUCUUGAAGAUUUCAGUUGUCAGUAAAUGUACCUUUUAUGUUUUGUGUAAUGAUUACAUGUUGUGCAACCCUAAAAGCUUAAAAUAUUUGCAGGUAAUGUCUUCAUGACAAAUGACUUGUACCUUUCAUUAUUUUACAAGUACAAAUUCUGGUUGUACAGGUGAUCUGUACUUUUGUUUUUGAUGCAGUUUCUCAUAUAUUGUUUUAUCUUAUUGGUGCUAUUUGCUAAGAAUUCUAUUUUCAGAUUUCAUUACUAUAUAAAUUAUUGUUCUUUGGCCAAAUGUUAUCAAAUUGUGUUCAAUAUGACUGCAAAAAUAUAACUGAAAAUUUUUCUAGUAAGACCUGAAAUGAAAGUGAAGCAUUAGUUUUUAGAUUUAUUGCCUAAUUUGAAGGUAUUGAUAUUGUGUAGAUUUUGCUGGACAUUCUUUCAAGUUCAUUGCCUUCAAAAUUGUGAAUGGCACUCGGUAAUGUUUGUGUUAGCAAUUGUUUUCAGUUCUUUCAUAAUUACUAGAAAGUUUGCUUUAGUCUUCCCUUCUGUUCAAAAAAUCAAAUGCAGACCUUGUUUGUAGUAGACUACUGUAAUAUCCUUUUGUGAUAGUUUUACUCUUAUUUGUUUUAGAAUAAACCACUGCCAGCAUUUCCCUUGCAAUAUUCUAUAUAGAACCAGUAGUUACUGGAGUUUGCUGAAGAUAUAACAAGAUUUCUGCAUCUAAUUUUUAUACCUAUAUAAACAUGUAGAACGUGGAGUCUUUUUUUCUCUAUUCCCUUGUAUGGAAUAUAUUUUUCCAUUGCCUUAACACCACAAUACCUAUGUUGAAAUAUUGUGUUCUCGUUAGAAAAGUUGACUGGGCUGGGUAUACGAUGGGAAAGGUUCACUAAAGGAAAUUUUUUGUUAUUUAUCUCAGUCAACAAGUGAUUGUUAUGUACUUCUUGAAAUAUGGGAAAACUGUUUCGGUUGUUAAUUGGAUGAGGACUUGCUACGUUUCACGGUUUGAGGAAAAUUUUUACUCUUCAUGUGCCAUCUUUUUUGCAGAGUAUUUAUUUGAAAUUUAUUUUUGAAAAAUUUAUUUAUGCUCCUUUUUUUCUUUUUUUUAAAAAAAGGUGAAAUUUUCUUGCAUGCCUAUGUUAUUUUAAGUGCAAUUAAUAUAUUUUAACAUCAAUAAAAAUGUAUUUCGUUACUUGCAUAUGUAUUAUGUAGACUUAUUAAAAUAUAUUGUUUUAAAAUUCA